Molecule: messenger RNA, 1353 nt
Organism: Colletotrichum orchidophilum
Lineage: Eukaryota; Fungi; Ascomycota; Sordariomycetes; Glomerellales; Glomerellaceae
Exons: 4
Coding region: 1-1353 (450 amino acids)
Source: RefSeq, a predicted model, not a curated record
AUGCGCAAACCAUCUUACAAUUUCUUCCUAGAUAUUGCCUGCAUCUCCUAUGCUACUCUCAUUAUCACCACGACGAGCAUUUGCCAACAAUUCUACGACUACGUCUAUUGGAGAGACAUUUUGACGGACCAAUUUUAUUAUUCAAGACAAAACGCCGACAAUGCGGAAGUGCAAUACCACAAGGGAGCUCAGGGUAUCAAGCUGGUUCUCGGCUACAUUCGCAUUUUUGGGUUUACCAUUGCAUCGACAUUUGUCUUCUUCUUUGCUUUGUCCCUGGCCGCGAGUGUCUACGGCUGGUUCGCAGCAACACCAAGGACGACCCAUACCAUUUCCACCGUGGGAAGAGUCCUGCCAAUCGUCCUCACCAGUAUCACUGUCGGCCUGAUGCAUUCGCCGCCAGUCCAGGAGUCGUUCCUCGUAUACAUGUUUGUUGCUAAUACACAAUUCGUCCUCAGCCUCUUUGGAAGCGCUGUACUCCUGCUCAUGAUCCUUUUCAAAUACGUCAAUUCGCGACGAACCCUUACAAGUUGGAACGUGCUGUACGGGAAUCCGGGCGCGUCGCUACCCAGCAGUAAUGGCGGCAGUAGCAAGGCGCGAUCCAUCUGGUUGGGAAAUGGGUCAAGCCGUGGAGGACGAAGUCGAGCGUACAGCGGUGCUGGCACCAAUAACACAUACGACAGUUGGUUGGUGAUUCGACUGUCGAUCGCUUUCGCGGUUCUUUGUGUUUUUGAGUACACAAAUAUAAUACCACGGAUCGCCGCCUCAAACCACACCAUCGAUACAGCCAAGAACCUGAUGCCGGACCUUAGUGUGAAGCGAGCACGAUCAAGCAUCAGAGGCUACGUUUCCGGUGUGUCACCGAGCUUGGUCGCAUUCCUCGUCUUUGGCACGACUAAGACGUUUCAACGGAAGAUGUAUGACACCUUUAUGCCAAAGAUACUCUCAAAAAAGAAUAGACAGAAGCGGAACCUUUCACUCUCAUUCGGAGACUCGGCUUCAUCCAACCCACCGGCUCGACGCCCUCCACAAAUGGACGAAUUUUCUCUCGCCGACAUGAGCCCAAAGGUCCCUCAAAGCGGCAACUACAGCCCCCGAUUUGCCUCUGUUGGCAACCUUAGUCCGAGACUACCGUACGAAAGCAACUCGACCUUGGAAUCGAGCCUCGACACGCCGAGGGCGCCACCACCCAAGGCGCAUUUCACCCCAACUGGACAGUUGAUGAGUCCAGGACUCAGCGCUCCCAAUUCACGGGCAACAAAUGCUGGUUUCAAUCCAGGUCUGCAAUCGAAGUUUUCACUGUAUGGGUGGCCCGAAGCGCGGGACAAGGCUCUUCCUCCAACACCCUUCGAAUAG